This is a messenger RNA of Petromyzon marinus (sea lamprey), 9639 nucleotides long. RefSeq lists its product as uncharacterized. Gene Ontology annotation, molecular function: RNA binding. NCBI's taxonomy places the organism in Eukaryota, Metazoa, Chordata, Hyperoartia, Petromyzontiformes, Petromyzontidae. The record is from RefSeq and is a predicted model, not a curated record. Gene Ontology annotation, cellular component: nucleus.
UGCGCGCUGGGAAAUCUAAAGGGGCCCCCCCUGGCCGCCAUAUUGUGGGGCACCUCGCUGUCGGCGCGGUCGGGCCUCGAGCUUUGCUCGCCCGCAGCUCUGCACCCCCUCCCCCCCUCACUGUCCCUGCAGCCUGCGGCCUCCUGCCGCCGCUGUGUUACCACCUCCACCCGCGAGCUCAGUCGGUUUCGCCCAGGGGAAGGGGUUUUAUUCCCCCCCCCCCAAGCGCCUGCCGGUGGUGGUGGUGGUGGACGUGGGCGCCAUGGAGGCCGUCAAGUGCUUCAACAAAGAGCUGACCUCGUUAUACGAGUCAAAGCCUCCCAUCUCUCGUGCAAAGAUGACACAGCUGACCAAGUCGGCCAUCAAAGCCAUCAAGCUUUACAAGCACGUUGUGCAGAGUGUGGAAAAGUUUAUACAGAAGUGCAAACCGGAAUACAAGGUCCCGGGCCUGUACGUAAUAGACUCAAUAGUUCGGCAGUCCCGCCACCAGUUCGGCACGGAGCGUGACGUGUUCGCUCCACGCUUCGCCAAGAAUCUCACCAACACCUUCCAGAACCUUUACCGGUGUCCAUCUGAUGACAAGAGCAGGAUCGUGCGCGUGCUCAACCUGUGGCAGAAGAACAACGUCUUCGGCAGCGAGAUCAUCCAGCCGCUGCUAGACAUGGCGGCCGGCAUCCCGCACCCCGCGGCUGCCUCCUCGGGCCCCUCGGCCCAGCAGCAGGCGGCGGCGAUCACGCCGGCCACGCCCAACUCCCCCGCCACACCCCAGCAGGCCGCGCCGCCCGCCGCCGCUGACCACUGGGGCGUCACGCAGCAGAUGCCCAACGCGGACGCUAUCGCCGCCGUCGCACAGCUGCUGCAGAGCUCGCAAAGCCAGCAGCUGCUUCAGAGCCUCCAACAAAAGCAGCAGCUACCGCUUGCACCGACGUUGGACGCCAACCUGGUGGCACAGGUGCAGGCGCUCACGGCGCAGCUCACAGCCGCCGCAGCCGUCGGCUCCACCAAGACCGGUGUGCAACAGAAUGCAUCACAGAAUGCACAGCCACCUGCUGCACAGCCUCCUUCGCUGCAGCAGCAGCAUCAGCAGCAUCAACAGCAUCAACAACAGCAGCAGCAGCAGCAGAGUGCCCAACCAGGGCAGCCUGAUCACGACUCCUCCUUCAACAAGAAACUGUUGGAUCGGUUUGAUUAUGAUGAUGAACCGGAAGCUACGGAAGAGAAGCCCGAGCCACAGUCGACGGGUUACCAUUGUGAGCGUGCUGAGCAGCCACCGGUUCCCCCCAGCAUGGAGGAGUUUCGGCAGCGUUACCUGGAGCAGCAGGAGGAGCACUUCCAGCAGCAGAUCCAGCAGCGACAGCAGCAACAGCAGCACCAGCAGCAGCACCAACAGCACCAGCAGCAGCAGCAGCACCAACAGCACCAGCAGCAGCAUCAACAGCAGCACCAGCAACAGCAGCAACAGCAGCAGCAGCAACAGCAGCAGCAACAGCAGCAGCAGCACCAACAGCAGCAGCACCAACAGCACCAACAGAUGGGUGGCGUGGAACACCACCAGCAGAUGUUCAUGCCUCCCCAGGGCGUCCCUCCUCCAUUCGGACAAUACGGGCAGCCCUUCAUGCCACCCCCGGUGCCUCAGCCCGAUUACCCUCCGCCCACAGAGCAGAGUGCCGAGGUGGAGAUGGACAUGGACAUGGAGAUUGAGCAGCAGGAGGAUCUGGCCAUGAUGGACUAUCGUCACGGCCAACGAUCCCGCUCACCAACACGCUCCAGCAGGUCCCCGCGUCGCUUCCGUUCCCGAUCACGCUCUGGCUCGCGCAAGAGGAAGUACCGGCGGCGCUCGCGCUCGCGAUCACGCGACCGGCGCCGGCGCGCGUCACGCUCGUUGUCACGGGAGAGGCACGAGAGGGAACGUGAGCGCGAGCGGGAGAAGGAGCGGGAACGCGAGCGCGAGCGGGAGAGGGAGCACGAGAGGGAGCGUGAGAAGAAGGGCUUCCCGCCGAUGAGACCCAACGCGCUCAGCGUCUGCAGCACCACACUGUGGCUGGGCCAGAUCGACAAGCGAACAAAUCAGCAGGAUAUCCUCAACCUCUUUGAGGAGUAUGGCCAGAUUGAGUCGAUUAACAUGAUUCCUCCGCGUGGCUGUGCCUACGUGUGCAUGGUCCAACGGCCAGAUGCUGUACGUGCCCUACAGAAGCUCAACAAGGGCAAGAUGAACUCCAAGUCCAUCAAGCAGAUUGCAUGGGCGCCCAAUAAGGGCGUCAAGUCGGAGUACAAGCAGUACUGGGACGUGGAGACGGGCGUCACGUACAUCCCGUGGGAGCGCGUCAAACGGGAGCACCUAAACCUCUUCACAGACGGCGGCGUCAUCGACGGGGAGACCAUGUGCUCCGACUGGGAGGACAAGCCAAAGGUUACCGAAGAGGAAGGUGACAAGAAGCCCCACGGUGACAAGAGCCCUGAUUUCAAGCCUGCCACACCCACACAGGCUGAGCCCAUGCAGACGCCCAAACCCCUGGCUACUCUGCUUCCACAGGUGCCAGUAAGCCAAGGCAUGUCAAUGCCGCCAGUGCGGAUGGUGCAGCCGCCCCCCUCGUUCGCGCACACAAUGCCCCCUUUCAACCCGGCGAUCCCCCCACCACCGUUCCUGCGGGCUCACUUCAACCAGAACACCCCUCCUCCAGGCUUUCUGACUGCCGGAGCUGUGCCGCCUCCAACUGGAGUGCCCCCAGUGCAACCCUCCGCACACAUGAUGCAGGGCGUCCCCAUGAUGGGUCUGCCUGGUAUGAGCACCCCUGGCGGACCCGGUGGGCCCGGAGCCAUCAAGCCGGCCAGCCAGGAGAGCCAUAGCGACCGGGAGGCUUCGUCGGAUGGGCAGCAGCAGCGGGGCGGCAUGCCGCGCAUGCUGACACCCGGACCGCAGGCGGGGACGCUGAGCAAAGAGGCGGCAGCAGCCGUGGCUAUGCUGGCCGGACGUGCAGGCAUUAUGCCCACCGCUGACGAAGACUCUGCGCCAAUGCUGCCACCUCCGCCACCGCAGCAGCAGCAACAGCAGCAACAGCCUCAGCUGCCGCACAUGCUGCCCCGCAUGCUGGGCCCGCCGGGCCAACAGAACGUCAUCUUGGGCCUGGGUCUUCCCGGGCAGCGUCUGCCGCCUGGCGUUUUCCCGCAAGCUAUCCGGCCGGGCAUCCUGCCCAUUCCUCUGAUGCAGCGUUUCCCGGCCGCCAUGCUGCGGCCCGCUCUGUUAGCGCGACCUAACCUCCCGGGCGGUCCGCACACCCUCAUGGGUCUUCCGUCGCUGUUGGGGCCCAGACCGCUGUUCCCAUUCCCUCCAGAGGGAGCGGACGGGGAGGAGGCCCCAGCGAGGAUGCUGCCUGCGCCUGAGCGGCGCUUUGCGGCCGGCUCGAGCACAGGGACGGGUGGUGGUGGUGGUGGUGGUGGGGCGGCAAGCGCCGCCAGUGAAAGUUUCUCGAAGGAGUCGUCGGGCGGGCAGGAGGGCGACCGAGACUACCGCUUCAUGCAUGCUGCAGAGUCCACCAGGGAGGAAGAGCGGGGCAGUGACGGGAGGCGGGGCGACCGUGAUGAGCGGGAGCAGGGCUUUGGGCACAGGUUCCGGGGAGGCGGAGGGAACAGGGGCAGACACCUUUCUGAUGAGGAUCGCUCAGAAAGGUUCGGUGGCGGUGGUGGCGGCGGCGGCGGCGGUGGUGGCGGCGGGAGGAAUUUCCGCUUUAGCGGGCGGGACGAGGAGAGGCGUGAGUGGGGCGGCAGGGGCUUCGAUCGUGAGAGGAGAGGCGGCGGGUUUGAUCGUGAGCGCCGCGGCAGUUUUGAGCGCGGCGGGGAGAGGCCUUGGGAGCAGCGAGGGCGCAGCCGCGACGAUUUCAGCCGUGACCGAGAGCCGGGAUUUCGCCGUGACCGCGACCGGGAGAGGUCGCGAUCGCGUGAGCGCGACAGGUCCAGAGAGCGUGAUCGUCGCGGGCCGAGGAUGCUCCCAUAUCCCGAGCCCCAGGAGGAGGCGGCACGGGCUCCCUCUGACGCCAUCGUCGCCACUGCCAGCAGCCCUGAACGACGGCUGCAGCCCAACGGGGAGGCGCAAAAGUCGCCUGCUGUCCCCCAACAGGAGUCGGCCAUUCGCUCGGAGUCAGUGCUGGGAAAGGAGCCCACAUCGCUGCCUAUCCCGGAGCCAAUGCCACAAGAGCAGGAGCCCCCAAAGCAGCAGCCAGAGCCACUGCAGCAACAGCAAGAGAAUACCGAAGAGAAGCAGCAGGAGCAGCAUCAAGAGAAGACUCAAGAUAGAGCGCAGGAGCAGCCGCCUGCCAACGCUGAAAAUGCGGUGGCCAUGAAGUCGGACAUUGAUGAGAGGGCUGGUCCCAGUCCUCCGUUGUGCAAGCCAGAGGGUGACGGGGAAAAGACGGCUCCAGCGACCACUCCUGAUUCACCCAACGUGGCAGCCGCAGAGAGCUCGGCGUGACGAACACACAAAUGAUUUUAAAAUAUAGGACUGGGUUUUUAAUGGCACCCUGCUUUUCCAAGCAAGCUCUUCCGACUUUUGGAAAGAAAAAAAAUUCAGUUGCAACGCUCAACAUUUACAGAAUGUUUUAUUUGUGGAAAAAAGGAUUCACUGUAAGGGUCAAUAAAAAUGAAAACACGGUUUUUUUUACACGAUCUGUACAAACUGGUGGCCUUUUUAAGUGCAGGAGUUUUGGUCCGAUUGUCCAUUUGAGACUUGAAAUUCAGAUGUAAGUGUGACUUGAGCAUUACUAUAUAAAUACAGUCGUUAAUUUUACCUUUUUAUUUAGGUGUACAAGACGUAUUGCAUGUCCGGUGCAGCUGCUGACAUUGAUGGGCCAUGUCAAAUGAACCUGAAUGUUUUUUGUCCUCAAAGUGUUAGCUUGAUUACUGCCAUCAUUCCCAAGCAAGGUUAUAUUUAACAAAACAAACCAAAAUUUGGAACAGAAUAGCAUGGGAAUAAAUCUUUUUAUUUUUAAACUGCGUCUUCAAACAACUUCCCGUUGUAAUAUUUUUGUUUUGAAGAUGGCCUGGUGUGUUGCACGUAUCGGAUAAGGAAGGGAAUGUGUUUUCAACAAAUCUGGUGGGCAAAACCUCAUGUUGCAGGCAUUAAAGUGCACCGGUGUUCUUAAAGCGAGAACACCAACAAUGCUCUCUUAGAUAGUUCCGUAUGCACAGUUAACACAUUUAUUUUGAUGGAAUCUGUGGUCUGUGACGCGCAUUUCAGAAAACACCCAGUUGAAUGAACGGACCUUGAGAAAGUUGCCUUAUUUGCUGUAGAGCAGUGAAUUUUAUCCAGUAUGCGUGUGAUAUUCACAGGGCGUGACACGAGCCCAACUAAAUUUAAUGAGCUCAAAUUUUUCGGGAGACAUUUCAAAGCUCGAUGUACUUAAGUACUAGUAUGGUGUGUGCUGUUUAAAAUAUCUACCUGCGCAAAAAAAAAGCACCAGACUUCCACCACGGCCAACAUAAAACAGCAUGUGCUAUCGUCACUCAGAAUACAAUAGUUAUAUAAGAUGAGAGGACUUUGGCGGUGCCAUGGGCUGCCCACCUCAGGUCCGCUGAUGCCGGCCCCCUCCACCCCGUAAUGUGCACGAAUCCGUUCAAUCAGUGGCCACGGGUUCUCAUCUCAGAUUCGAUCGCCCGUGGUGCGGGGGCUUGGUCUCUACCGCCACUUUCUGUGCACCUCUUGCCUGUUGCAGUGCGCGCCGCACGCCACGGUAAGUGCGUCGAGCUCGUCCUGUGGAGCGGCGCCGCCGGCCCUGUGCGAGGGAGAGCGGUAACGCUUGGACGAGGGAGUGCAGGAGCAAGCGAAGCGCACAAGCAAAGAGGGAAGCGCUGGGUGAGGGCCAUGCUUGCCCGGGUGGGUAGGUAGGUAUGGGCAGGUAGGGACUUGUUUUGCACCACACCGCACUCCCAGGACCGUGCUCGGCUGAGACGGUUUUCCCAAUUUUAAGGCAGUGUUGCCUAAACCGUCGUAGCUUUGUCCAGUUAAUGAUUCAGAACUGUUUGUCCCCCCCCCGCUCUCAUAAUUCCUAGACUUCAUAAUUUACGUUUUGCAGUUUACAAUGGCAAAGCCAAUAUCCUGAACCGAGCUGCUGAGUUUCCCAGUGGCUUCCUUUCGUCUUGGUUGAAUUGGUCUAUGAAAACGUGGAUAUUGGCACACCUUGUUCAACAAGUUGAUAUUUAAAAACUGAUAGGCAAACAGCUUGUCUUCACGAGCCACAGAGUAAACAUGUGAAAGUGGAUUCGAAUAUUUAGGUAAUGUUUUGAGUUAACCCAUGGUAAAUGCGCUAUGAUACAUUUAGGCAAUCGGCUUGUUUUUUUUGCAAUUUAGCAUAAUCUGAAUUUUUUAUGUGUUUUCAUGCUUGUUAUCAAUGUCUCCCUGUAAGCCAGCAGUGUACUAAGGCGUCUGCUAUUCGAGGAAUUUUAAAGUAUUACACUUUAUGCCCGAUGUGAACCUAAAACAAAUCGGCUGAUGACGGUGUGCGUCAGAAACGAGGGCAAAUUACUAUCCGCUGAAAACAAGUUAUGUAUAUUCGUUUUAUACAUUUUGGCUCAUGCACAUGGAAUUGGAAAUUCUGUGGACGUCAGGGCAGCAUUCUUAAAAUGUUAAUGCUAGGUUUUACACCUUGCAGCUAUGUGUUGUGUUGCAUCUGCGGUGUACAAUCGUAGAAUAGUCAGCGUUGCUGACUCGGGCAGGUGAGGAUAGACGCUCACUGCUUUGGUCGUUUUAUUUGGUCGAAGCGUCAGUUACCAGGGCUGGCGAUGACGUCUAUGAGCCCCCCCCCCUGCCCCCCAUGCCACCAGUGGUGGCAGGACUUGUGUGUCCGAGCGGUGCAGAUGUUACCAGAGCCCCCAGGCACCAGACUACAAAGAGGAGGGGAGCAGGGGGGGAGGGGGGUAAUUUAAUUUCUUUCGCCAGGAUCCAUGCCAAGUGUGUCGCCACUUCCCGAUUCAUUCCGGUGGGGGGAAGCGGGGGCGGGGGGGGGUCUGCAAUGGCUGAGGGCGGUAGGGCCUUUGCACUCAGCGACUGGGGAAACGUGGCAUGGGGGACGGGGGUGGUGGCGGUAGUUGUCGGUGCCUGGGGUCAAUGUAGGAGGAUUCUUGAGAGGCUGCCUCGUUGAACCAGAGCCACGACAGAUUUACACACUCGCGCAUCGCGUGGUGCUUUCUUCCGAGUAUCCUUGCGGUGGAAUGUUGGCAGUAAUUGAGAGGUGGUGAAUCUUUAAUGAGUUUUUGUUUGUUUAUCAAAUGUAAUUUCAACCACCUGUGCGUUGCCUUUUUGCACGGAGAUGGCAGCGAAGCUGUGUAAGCCUUUCCUUGCGCACAUUUAGUGUGUAAGCCUUUCCUUGCGCAUGCGUUUUAACGCGUAGGCUGACGGUGAUGUUAUCACCUUUACUUUAUUUAAGACCGAAACAUGGAAGACUUCUUCACAAUUGUGGCUAAUCGCCCAAUGAAGCUGGUUGUUAGUCACCGGCUGAAACGUACUCGGAAUUGUCAAUGUGGUUUUAUUCCCCCAACACACCGGUGUGCUGAACUAGUAACGAAUUGGCACGUUCUAUUGGCGUGACAAACCGUACUCAUUAGCUGUCGGAUGGUGGUGGCGGGUUGAACGAGACAUUUACGCCGAUCUAACCCCAAAACAAUAAUCUGUAUUAGGCAUGCGGUCUCCUUGCAAAUGCAGCAGGUGGUGCCCCACAAGCGCGGGGUGGUUUUUUUUUGUCCCCUUAAUUUUGUGCACCGCUGACUUCAAAUCAGAGAUCGCCCCAUAAACCUGGGAGGACUUCGACCGCAACACAUUUAACGUAUUUUGUUUAUCCAGACAUUGCAUUCAAGUAGAAUUGAACACGUUUUGUAUUUUUAAAGUUCAUCCUGCAUGCCCCAAUGUAACUGCAAGGUAAUCGGGUGUUAUUUGCCCACUGGAAUGGAAACGGACCUGCACACGUCAAGGACAUCGAGUGGAACUUCGGAAUGUGCAUGAUGUUAAAUCAGGCAAACGUGGAACACAAUUUUCCAUUGCAAUUCUACAAUGCGUACCAAAUCCGUACUCCUGCACAGUUUGUACAGAUCAUAAAUGUGAAGGCGAAGCUUGGGUUAAAAGCGAAUUCUUUUUCUGGUUUUUAUUAACCGUCGUGUACAUUUAACUUGCUGUAGACUAUUGUACAUUUUGAUGUCGGCAUUGGACACCCACGCUGCGUGAUCGGUUCAGGGAAUCGGGGACCCUGCUCAGCACACUGGCGAAACCCGUGUUACCCAUGGAUUUGUGAUGGGGAAAAAAAAUUGUUCGACGUUUUAGUCUACAAAACGCUUGCAUCCUUGCCUCUUUUCGAAACUCUUCAAGUCUACUUUUAAUAGUUUCGUCAAUACGUUUAGUUCGUGGAACGGACACGUGCUCUCAAUUUAAAUACUCUUUCCCAACAAUUGCCCUGUCCUACGGGCGGUUCUCCAAACUAAUUGUACACUCAAAAAUGUUUUUGGGUUAGAUCGCGUCAGUAUAAAUGUGACCGUCCACCAUCCUGACAUAGCCAAUAAGAUUUGUCACGUAAACGUACGAAUUAGUUACUGCAGCCCACCGGUGUGUUGGAGAGUAAAUCCACAACAUUUACAAUUUGAAACUUGAUUUGGAGCUCUCGUGACUGCAGGAAUUAAUCUUUGGUUCUUUCGGUAAAGUCACGUAAAUUUGAAUACGACGUUCAGCUCGUAAUUACAUCGAGCAUCAUCGCGCGAAAUGUUGUCGAUUUACUCUCCAACGCACCGGUGCACUGAAGUCGUAACUAAAUGGCGCGUUGUUUACGUGACAAACCUUACUGGCUGUGUUGGGUGGUGGAGGGUUACGACGCACUUAUACUUACGCGAUCUUACCCAAAAACUUUUUUUUAUGAACAAUAUUGGUCGCGAAAGCCUACGUGUUCAAGUGUACACUGAUCUACCUUCAGCCAACUUGUUCAUUUUGAGAUCCUGCGAGUCGACUAAACACAGGAUGUGACUUUGUUCACCAUGGCACCGGUGCAGCAGUGCUGUUCACGUUCCACUUCCCCACCCACCGUCUCCGUGUAAACUUUCCGCAGCACCAAGAAGCGAUAUGCCAGAGUUUGGGCAAGCUACCGCGCCGUCUGCAAACGUGGGUUGCUGCUUUGUACCCUUGGUGAAAUAAAGCGGUGCCCGUGUCACUCACAAUGUUCCCAGUGUAAUAAUCUCCGAUCUACGGGUUGGAAGGAGAGAUGCGGUGCCAUUGUUGGCCACGUGUUUCUGAGCCACGCUUGGCCACAGCGUGAAAAACAGGAAAGGUAUUGCCGCGCGUAACUUUUGCGUUCGAACGGUGGCAAUGUUUUUUUUAUUUGACUGUUCGGAGUGAUGUGACCUAGCUCUCAUGUACAAAGGAUUUAAACUUGUGUUCCUGAAUCGCAUUGCUGUAUAUCUCUGUGAACCCUACAUGUUUAACUGCUUCAGCCAUUUCCCUGCCAAGGGGUGUGUCCGUGGACUUGUAUCGCUCGACAGGCUUGCCGCUAGUGUGACUAAACCACGAACCUUCUUCGGAGAGAAAACACGUUUUAAUAUGUAGACUAAAAUGAUGCUUGUGUUGAUUUUCUUUUGUAAUGUGUAUUUCACAAUAAAAAAAAUCAGCUGCUGCGA